This is a messenger RNA of Ixodes scapularis (black-legged tick), 669 nucleotides long. RefSeq lists its product as uncharacterized. The transcript has 6 exons. NCBI's taxonomy places the organism in Eukaryota, Metazoa, Arthropoda, Arachnida, Ixodida, Ixodidae. Bases 1 to 669 code for a protein of 222 amino acids. The record is from RefSeq and is a predicted model, not a curated record.
AUGUCGCCUCUGCUCGUUACCUUAUCCGCCGCUCUGACACUUGGCGGAGUCCUUGAUGCCGCCAACGUUUAUAAUUCGGCCACAAAGUAUCCAGAACUGAGGCCUGAGCUUGGGAAAUACCAGGACUUUUCGAAGUGUUUCCCCGUGAAAGAGAAAUGGUACAUGACGUACCGAAGCCACGAAAUCGACCCAGGCUUUGGAGGCAAAGCUAAAUGCUUGAGGGGGUCUGUCACCGGCUCAAUGGCCGCUGGCACGGCUCCGGUUCUUCUUGGCAUUGGAGGAACCGAUACGAAAGCAACCGUGACCGUCAAAUCUACCGAGGGUUAUCGAGACAAGAACGCAUUGGAGUUCAAAACGCCCCAGGGAUCGGUAGACGUGCGCGUUGCCUACGUGGACUGCGACACUUGCAAGGUUUUUAGGCAUCCCUAUAUCAAAUCAGGUCAAGAUACCUAUAGCAAUCACGACUUCCGAGUGUAUUCGUUAUACACAGAUUGCAGCACUUGCUCUGUCUUUUGGAGCAACUACGUGGAAGAAGGGCCCGCUUGUAGUCUGGUCGUUCCCGAAAGCAACGUUGACAACAUCCCGCAACACUGCCAUUACAUAUACGACAUGCAUUGUGGUCCCACCAAAUACUGGAUCUACGACAAGAGCUGCGGUUCGAAGGACUGA